AGAAUUCUUUUUUUUUGAAAAAAUGUUGUUAUGUCAAUAAUCAAAGAAGAAUCUCUCUAUGUAUAAGAAAGAGGUUACCUGUUGACAAAAUAUCAGUCGAAAUACGGUCCGAAGGCGAACAGCUGGCUGAAAACUGCCUGAAAUAAUUGUCUAAGAAUAGGUCUUGUCUUGUCUUAUCCGACAAUCGAAAGCCCGUGUUGAGUAGCCUAGUUGUUCAGAGCGUUUUCUGUACGUAGGUUAGGCCCUACCUCUCCAGCAUCAACAUUUUACUUUUCUGUCAAUGCUUUAGCCAAUGAUAUUGAUUCAAAAAUCGGACAGGAUAAACCAAAAUUCCAUCUAACACUGUUGACGAUGGAUGUCACACAAGAUGACUCCCUUCAUCGGUUGGAGGGGACGAUCGGAAAAGAAGAGAAAGGCGGACUCAUUAUCAUGAAAAAGGGACCAGCAGCUGAUACCGGUAAACACCAGUUCAAGAGGCCAGAUAUGAAACCAUCUCUGCUUGGGUUGGAUAGAUUGGCUGCUGUCAAACGGAAAGAGAAAGAGCAGGAGCAAGUGGAAUCGAAAAAAUCUCGUGUGACGUCAUAUAGAGAUGAUGAUGAGGAGGUGGAUGAGUUUGAUGAUGGUGAUCUUAAAAACAAAUCGCAUGGAGAGAGAAAAUACCGUGCUGCAAGAAUAGAAACGCCUACACACACUGGUGGGGUUAGUUCACAAGCGAAAGACAAAUACCAGAAACACAUAAAAGAUCGCGACAGAGGUGUCCAUGCCACAUCAUCUCGGGAUAAAGAACGAGAGAGGGAGAGGGGUAGGCGGGAGCCUGACAGAUAUGACAGGGGUAGAGAAGGGCGCAGAGAAAGAGAUGGCGAUCGUGGUCGUGACAGAGAUGGAGUUAGAGGCUCAGAUAAUGAUCGCUCUGAGCGAGGUUCACGUCGGGAUGAUAGGUCGGAAAGAAGCAGCAGAUCCGAGAGGAGUUCUAGAGAUUGGGAUGAAACACCGAGAUUUCGUGAUGAGCCUGCUACGCCAAAAUUUAGGGUGAAAGACACUCCAUCACGGACCAACUGGGAAGAUGAUGAUGACACCCCAGCAAAGAGAUCAAGCUGGGAUCUGCCCACACCGUCUCCGCAUGAAGACCGUGAUCGAGACUUCGACAGGAGUGACCGCAGCCAUAGGUCCCAGCGCAACUCACAAAGGAGCGACAGAAGCAAAUCAUAUCGUAGAAGCAAAGACACACCACUGCCAACACCGUCGUAUAAGUACAAUGAGUGGAUGGACGACAGGAAAAAGAUCAAAUAUACUCCGAGAGGAACGGACAGAAGGAAAGACUACGAUUAUGAUGAGGAAGGAAAUCAGGAACAGUGGGAAGAGGAGCAGAAGAGGCUGGAUCGAGAAUGGUACUCGUUGGACGAAGGUUACGACGAGACACAUAACCCAUUCUCCGGCACGUCGGAGGAGUACACGAGAAAGAAGGAAGCGGAGCAGGAACAGAAAAAGAAGAAGCGGAUGUCGGCGCAGCAGCGACAGAUUAAUAAGGACAACGAAAUGUGGGAGAAGAAUCGCAUGUUGACGAGCGGGGUUGUGAUGCAGGUCAACGUUGAUGAAGACUUCGAAGAGGAAAAUGAAGCAAGGAUUCAUCUUCUUGUACACAAUAUCGUGCCACCAUUUCUGGAUGGUAGGAUAGUCUUUACGAAGCAGCCAGAACCUGUUGUCCCCAUCAAGGAUCCAACCUCAGACAUGGCCGUUGUCUCAAGGAAAGGUUGCCUGGUUGUCCGUGCUCACAGAGAGCAAAAGGAGAGGAAGAAAGGACAGGCGAAACAUUGGGAGCUUGCCGGGACUAAGCUGGGUAACAUCAUGGGUGUCAAGAAAGAAGAAGAAAAGGAUACGAGCGUUGACUCAAAAGGUGACGUCGACUUCAAAGCUGACCAUAAAUUCUCAGAGCACAUGAAAGACAAGACGGAGGCAGUCAGUGACUUUGCCAAGAAGAGGUCACUUCAGUCUCAGAGACAGUUCCUGCCAAUCUUUGCAACAAGAAGUGAGUUAUUGACUGUAAUCAGGGACAACAGCAUCGUGGUCAUAGUCGGAGAGACAGGUUCAGGAAAGACAACACAGUUAACACAGUAUCUCCACGAGGAUGGCUAUACUAACUACGGUAUGAUCGGCUGUACCCAGCCCAGGCGUGUGGCUGCCAUGUCUGUGGCAAAGAGAGUCUCGGAAGAAAUGAACGUCAAACUUGGCGAAGAGGUUGGAUAUGCCAUGCGAUUUGAAGACUGUACUUCCGAUAGAACGAUGAUCAAGUAUAUGACGGAUGGGAUCUUAUUGCGAGAGUCGCUGCGUGAAUCUGACCUGGACCAUUACAGCGCUAUCAUAAUGGACGAAGCUCACGAACGCUCGCUUAAUACUGAUGUACUAUUUGGUUUAUUAAGAGAGGUGAUAUCCAGACGACAUGAUCUCAAACUCAUUGUGACGUCUGCUACCAUGAACGCGUCGAAAUUUUCCGAAUUUUUUGGCAACGUGCCAGUGUAUGUGAUCCCGGGACGAACGUUCCCCGUUGAUGUUAUGUACAGUAAGAAUCCGGUGGAGGAUUACGUAGAUGCCGCCGUCAAACAGGCCAUUCAGGUUCAUCUUAGUGCACCAGGAGGAGAUCUACUUGUCUUCAUGCCCGGCCAAGAAGACAUCGAGGUGACCUGUGACCUGAUAGCUGAGCGCUUAGGGUCGUUAGAUGAUGCUCCCCAGUUGGCCAUCCUACCCAUCUACUCUCAACUCCCCAGCGAUCUUCAGGCCAAGAUCUUCCAGAAGGCGCCGGGCGGAAUCAGAAAGUGCGUCGUGGCAACGAAUAUUGCAGAAACUUCUUUGACAGUUGAUGGUAUCAUGUACGUAAUUGAUGCUGGCUACUGCAAGUUGAAGGUGUUUAACCCAAAGAUUGGUAUGGAUGCAUUGGCGGUCUUUCCUAUUAGCCAAGCUAAUGCUAAUCAGAGAUCAGGCAGAGCUGGGAGGACUGGACCGGGGCAAUGUUAUCGGCUGUACACAAGCAGACAAUAUAAGAACGAGCUGUUGACAACGACGGUUCCAGAGAUCCAGAGGACCAAUCUUGCUAAUGUGGUGCUAUUAUUGAAGUCAUUGGGUGUGCAGGACUUGCUACAGUUCCAUUUUAUGGACCCGCCCCCUGAGGACAACAUUUUGAACUCGAUGUAUCAGUUGUGGAUUCUUGGUGCCUUAGACAACACAGGUUCGCUGACCCCCAUGGGCAGACAGAUGGUGGAGUUCCCGCUCGAUCCUGCUCUCUCCAAGAUGUUGAUUGUGUCCUGCGAUAUGGAGUGCAGCUCAGAAGUCUUGAUUAUUGUCUCCAUGUUGUCUGUGCCAGCCAUAUUUUUCCGGCCGAAGGGUCGUGAGGAAGAGUCGGACGCAGCCAGGGAGAAGUUCCAGGUGCCGGAGAGCGACCAUCUCACCUUGUUGAAUGUUUAUCAGCAAUGGAGGAGAAAUGACUAUUCCGCCUCCUGGACCCAGGAUCAUUUCAUCCACGUGAAGGCGAUGAGGAAGGUUCGUGAGGUACGCCAGCAGCUCAAGGAGAUCAUGGAGUCGCAGAAGAUGAGAAUCGUCUCCUCCGGUACGGAGUGGGACGUCAUCCGCAAAUGCAUCUGUUCGGCAUAUUUCCAUCAAGCUGCGAGACUGAAGGGCCUAGGCGAGUACGUGAACUGUAGAACAGGGAUGCCCUGCCAUCUUCACCCGACUAGCUCUCUCUUUGGAAUGGGUUACACCCCAGAUUACAUUGUUUACCACGAAUUGGUCAUGACCUCAAAGGAAUACAUGCAGUGUGUAACAGCAGUAGACGGUCGAUGGUUGGCGGAACUUGGCCCAAUGUUCUACAGCGUGAAAGAAUCGACACAGUCAAGACAGGAAAAACGUGAACAAGCCAAAGAAGAAAUGACGAUCAUGGAAGAGGAGAUGAGGAAGGCAGAGGAGCAACUCCGGGUGAGGAAGGAGGAGCAGAUUAGAGCUCCUUCAUCAAAGAGGAGUAACAUCUUGACCCCUGGUAGAGUAGAACCUGGUACGCCGUCGACCCCAAGAUUGAAGUCGGGAGCAAAAUUCGGAUUGUGAGAGGAGACUUCUAACGUCUGUGCGUGUAUCAUUCCUGUGAUGGUUCAUGUUGAGUACACGAAAGCCAGUGUUUUUGGGAAACGCACCAGAAUGAAAUAUUUGGAGACUAAUCUCUGAAAAAUGCUGGUAGAACAAGUCUCAGGUUCACAUUAAGCUACAUGUAUAAUCAUGUUGUUGUUGCCAGUACUGCCAUAAAUCAUUGUAAUAUAUUGUAAAUCGAGUUGUAUCCAUAAUGUGUUCAUUCCUUAUAAACAAAACAUCAAAACUUUGGCAAUUAAUAACAUGAAUGCUAAAACAGUGAAACUUCACUUUGCACACGCUUCUGUAAAGCGGACAUCUCCCAACUAGGGACAGGGUUGGCAGUCCUAAGGGUAUCCUUAAUAGAGAGGUCUGUGUCUGUUGUGUACUCGUAGAUGUGUAAGUGUUCUCCAUUGAAUGACAUGAGAAAAAGACUGUCUUUUGUGUCAGCAAAAUGUCUGACAGUGGUACCUCGAUACAUUCAAAAUCAUGAUCCAUUUAUUUUUUGCAUGUUCAUGUAUAUAUGUAGUUCUGGUUGAAAUACACGCACAUGUAAAAUUAAAUUGUGAUAUUAUUUUGUAAA
This is a messenger RNA of Lineus longissimus, 4690 nucleotides long. RefSeq names its product pre-mRNA-splicing factor ATP-dependent RNA helicase PRP16-like. Gene Ontology annotation, molecular function: 3'-5' RNA helicase activity; ATP binding; RNA binding. The transcript is spliced from 23 exons. Bases 352 to 4089 code for a protein of 1245 amino acids. Gene Ontology annotation, cellular component: intracellular anatomical structure; spliceosomal complex. NCBI's taxonomy places the organism in Eukaryota, Metazoa, Nemertea, Pilidiophora, Heteronemertea, Lineidae. Gene Ontology annotation, biological process: mRNA splicing, via spliceosome. The record is from RefSeq and is a predicted model, not a curated record.